This is a messenger RNA of Trifolium pratense (red clover), 3381 nucleotides long. RefSeq lists its product as uncharacterized. NCBI's taxonomy places the organism in Eukaryota, Viridiplantae, Streptophyta, Magnoliopsida, Fabales, Fabaceae. Bases 368 to 3040 code for a protein of 890 amino acids. Gene Ontology annotation, cellular component: nuclear pore. The transcript has 9 exons. The record is from RefSeq and is a predicted model, not a curated record.
GACUACUGACUACUGACCCUAUUUCACUUAUAAGUCAUCUUUUGAAGCUUUCUGAUUUUUCCACUUCACCACUUCUAUCAACCAACAAAGCUUUUCUUGGUCUUGUGUAAGGUUUUGAAACAAUGUCUUCAACCGCGAUCUGGCUACGACAUUGAAGUUUUGAUGUUUUUGUGACAAGAACGCGACCGUGAUUGAGGCCACAUCAACUGCAUUUAUUUGUGAUUCUCUGUAAUAUCAAGCAUCAAGAUAAAACCGCAGUUGUGGACUUGUGUAAGGUCUUAAAAAUCGCAACAGCUACUAGAACUGGAAUUCAACAAAGUCGAAAAGAAAAAAGUUCAUCAAGUGAGAAUUCAUUAUCUUUGCAGCCAUGGUUUUAGGCAUGAGAGGAAAGAACAUGAGAACUAGCAAAGUUCAAAUUGAUUACCUAAUUCAUAUUCAAGAGAUUAAGCCUUGGCCUCCAUCACAAUCAUUACGAUCCCUCGGUUUUGUUUUAAUGGAAAUGAAGAAUGGUUCUAGCACAUUAGCUUCUACUAAACUAGUAUCACCUUCACUUGGUUCAGUUAUAGGUGAAGGAAGAAUAGAAUUCAAUGAAUCAUUUAGAAUUUCAGUGACAUUGUUGAGGGAUGUAUCCAUUAGAAGCGGCGAUUUUGAUGUGUUUCAAAAGAAUUUCUUGGAAUUCAACUUGUUUGAGCCAAGAAAAGAUAAUAAGAUUGUUAAGGGUCAAGUAUUAGGAAGUGCUAUUGUAGAUUUAGCUGAUUAUGGAAUAAUUAAAGAAGGAUUAAGCAUUUGUACAUCUUUGAACUGCAAGAGGAGUUAUAGAAAUAAUGAUCAACCACUAUUGUUUAUUAAGAUUCAACCUGUUGUAAAGAUUCGUGUUCGUUCGACGUUGAAGGAAAGGUUUUCAAAUGAUGUUUUGGAGGAGAGUAGUAACGGUGGUGGCGAUUCGGUAUCGGCAUUGAUGAAUGAAGAAUAUGCUGAGGAAGCUGAGAUUGCUUCUUUUACUGAUGAUGAUGUUUCUUCACAUUCAUCUGUGGCAGCAGCUUCUAAUUCAUUUGAGUCUAGUGGUUUUACACCUCCUAAAUUUGAUAAGAAUGAACCAAAUGGACAAAUCCAAAAGACAAAUUUGAAUGAUAAGGAACAUCAUUUGGCUUCACAAACAAGGCUUGAAAAUGAAAUCAUGAAUAUGAUGCAACAAGAUUCAUACAAGAAGAUGAACAGUUCAUCAUCAAUGGAUGCAUCUUCUGGUUUUGACUCUUCUUCACCAUCUUCAGUUUGUAAAAAUUUAGACAAAGAUUCUAGAAGCAGAACAAGAAGCAAUGAUCAUGAAAAUUUGAAUGGAAAUUUUCAUGACAAGGUUGUUCAUUCUAGAAAUAUAGUUGAAGAUGUUCAAAGAUUAAGUAUCAAAAGUAAGAUUAAUCCAAAGGUAUCAAGAAAUAGUAGUUUAGAUGGUAAAAUUGAUUACUUGGAAAACAAGGUAAAGAUGCUUGAAGGAGAGUUAAGAGAAACUGCUGCUAUUGAAGCUGCUUUAUAUUCAGUUGUUGCUGAACAUGGAAACUCCAUGAGUAAGGUUCACGCUCCGGCUCGACGCCUUUCGAGGCUUUAUCUUCAUGCUUGUAGAGAAAAUGUUCAAGGAAGAAAGUAUGGUGCAGCUAAAAGUUCUAUUUCAGGAUUAGUACUUGUUUCAAAGGCUUGUGGAAAUGAUGUUCCAAGGUUAACCUUUUGGUUGUCUAAUACUAUAGUGUUGAGAACAAUCAUAAGCCGAAACUCGAAAGAUUUGGUUUCACCAAAUCAUGGCGGUUCCAAUAGGAGAAGAAAAUCUGAGGCAGAUGGAAAUGGCAAGAUAUCAUCCUCACAAAAGUGGAAAGGAGGAAAGACUGAAAAUACAACAAUAGGGUAUGACUGUUUUGGUAACUGGGAUGAUCCACAUGUAUUCAUUUCAGCGUUGGAAAAUGUUGAAGCUUGGAUCUUCUCUCGCAUAGUAGAAUCUAUAUGGUGGCAGACUCUAACUCCACAUAUGCAACAUGUUGAUACAAACUUGACCAACAAGGAAGUAGAUUCUGCCUCAAGGAAAAGCUACAAAAGGACUUCUAGUUCAUAUGAUCAAUAUAAGGGUAACUUGUCACUAGAUAUUUGGAAGAAUGCUUUUAGGGAAGCAUGUCAAAGACUAUGUCCUAUUAGAGCUGGAGGGCAUGAGUGUGGAUGUUUGCCUGUUCUUCCUAGAUUGAUAAUGGAGCAAUGUGUGGCAAGAUUAGAUGUGGCUAUGUUCAAUGCAAUUUUGAGGGAGUCUGAUGACGAAAUACCAACUGAUCCUAUAUCUGAUGCUAUUAGUGAUCCUAAGGUUCUCCCUAUUCCACCUGGAAAUUCAACCUUUGGAGCUGGUGCUCAGCUGAAAACUGUGAUUGGGAAUUGGUCUAGAUGGUUGAGUGAUCUAUUUGACAUGAAUGAAGAGGACUCACAUGAAGAUAAACAUAGCUCUAGUAACAAUGAGAAGAAAAAUGACACAUCUUUUAAGUCCUUCACUCUUCUUCAUGCACUAAGUGAUCUCUUGAUGCUUCCUAAAGAUAUGAUAUUAUGUGCAUCCAUUAGGAAUGAGGUAUGCCCCAUGUUUAGUGCACCACUUAUCAAGAAGAUUCUUGAUAACUUUUUACCAGAUGAGUUUUGCCCUGAUCCAGUUCCUACAACUGUUCUUGAAGCUUUGGACUUAGAGAAUGAUAUAGAAGAUGGAAAAGAGUUUGGUAACAACUUCCCAUGCACUGCAGCUCCAAUUGUCUACUCACCACCGCCAGUAACUUCCGUCGCAAGCAUUAUCGGAGAGAUUGGAAGCAAAUCUCAGCUAAGAAGAAACAAAUCCUCUAUUGUUAGGAAGUCAUACACAAGUGAUGAUGAGCUCAAUGAAUUGAAAGCACCAUUAUCUUCAAUAUUCUUUGGAGAUUCCUUAUCCUCGUCGGUAACAAAAUCGAAUUCAAAGUCGAGAGAAAUUCGCAGUGAAUCUCCUGUUAGAUAUGAUCUUCUUAGGGAUGUGUGGAUGAAUAGCAAUUAGUCUUCUUGCAGAAGAUUGAAUGAGAUUUACAAUCUUCCAAAGUGUGGAUUGUGUGAAAAAUACACAAGUAAAUAUGUAAUGUAACCACCUUUGAUAUGGUUUUGGAACUAUAUACCAAAAAUGUAGGAAAUAGAUCUUCUAAUACAGUUACAGCAGGCACCGUUCCAUCUAAAUUGACGGAUAAGAUUAUUUGAUUGUGUAAAUUAAUUUAGACCGUCAAAUCUAAAAUUAAUGACUGAUAUCACAAACUAUGGCAAACUACUACUGCAGUGCAGUAAAUCCAAGUCCAAAAGUGUAGGCUAAAUUGCAGUUUUGGUCCCUCACGUUUCCUAAUUGUGCAA